Molecule: messenger RNA, 492 nt
Organism: Fulvia fulva
Lineage: Eukaryota; Fungi; Ascomycota; Dothideomycetes; Mycosphaerellales; Mycosphaerellaceae
Exons: 1
Coding region: 1-492 (163 amino acids)
Source: RefSeq, a predicted model, not a curated record
AUGUCGACCACACCACCAUCGACGCCCACCCUCAACGACCGCAUUCAGCAACUCCCUCAAGAACUCCAAGACAUGAUCCUCGACUUCACGAUUUCCCGAGACCACCUAGACCCUAUCCUUCUAAACCCACCCUACCACCCACCUCUCGCCCUCCACCUUAAUCGCAUGCACCGCGCCAAGUUCGCAGCACAGUACUACUCUACCACUACCUUCCGCAUCGAACUUCAACAACGUGGAGCCAUCAUGGUCAGCACCAUGAUCAACUUUCUUUCAUCUCUGCCGGUCGAACACCUCAAGAUGCUGCGGAGGGUGGAGUACCCUGGCGCUGCGCUCGCUGAGCGUUGGACAGACGCACAUUACAUAGCUGUGCUCAGGCUAAGCAACUGUAAACUGCACUUGCCCGAGAGGGUCAGGGCGCAUCUUGCUGCUCAUGCGUUGGCGAUGGGCUAUGUAGAUGUGGAUGAUGGUGGGAAGGUGAAGUGGGUAGACUGA